AUGGGAAAUGCACUGGCAACCCCGCCGGAGUUGCUUUUCCCAUCCACCAUCUAUGGUGUAACCACUGCCAAGAGGCAGAUUUUUGUGAAAACCCUUACAGGGAAGAUCAUCACUCUUAACGCUGAACCCUCGGAUACAACAGAAAAUGUUAAGGCCAAUAUCCAGGAUAAGGAAGGAAUUCCUCCUGAUCAGCAAAGACUGCUCUUUGCUGGCAAGCAACUGGGAGAUGGAUGUACUUUGUCUGACUAGAUACAGGGGUGGAACAUUCAAAAGGAGUGCACUCUUCACCUUGUGUUGAGACUUCGUGGUGGUGCUAAGAAAAGGAAGAGAAGUCUCGCAUCGCUGCCAAGAAUAAGCCCCGGAGAAAACGGCAAAGUUGCUCGACUUCGUCUGGAGUGCCCCUUAGAAGAAUGUGGUGCUGGAGAUUUCAUGGCCAGCUACUUUGACGAGUAUUAUUGUGACAAAUAUCUGACCGAUUGCCUCAACAGAAUAGAAGACAAUUAAUUGUAUAUGGGUUGAUAAAAG
This is a messenger RNA of Myotis lucifugus (little brown bat), 525 nucleotides long. RefSeq names its product ubiquitin-40S ribosomal protein S27a-like. Gene Ontology annotation, molecular function: ubiquitin protein ligase binding; structural constituent of ribosome; protein tag activity. Lineage: Eukaryota; Metazoa; Chordata; Mammalia; Chiroptera; Vespertilionidae. The record is from RefSeq and is a predicted model, not a curated record. Gene Ontology annotation, cellular component: ribosome; cytoplasm; nucleus. Gene Ontology annotation, biological process: protein ubiquitination; modification-dependent protein catabolic process; translation. The transcript is spliced from 4 exons.